UAUUUAAUACACUUUUUUUCUGGUCGAAUAGAAGAAAGGAUGGCGAGAGAGCAUUAAAAUGAAAGACUGAUCGCCUGUGAUGGAAUAGAUAGAUACCGGUCCGAUCGUUUACGAAUUUCAAAGAAAUCAACGAUAUAGGCUAGCCUACGCAUAAAAUCUGUCUUCUCCAAAACUUCGAAUGAAAUAGAUGUAGCGGUGGUCCAACAAUAUGUCUUGUCGACGGAAGACAUUGUAAAAAGUUACAGAGAGAGUUUAUGAGCAAUAACGACCACAAUCCGGAUGACAAGAACGAAUUUGAGACCUACCCUUGAACAUAUACAUUUUGGGAAAACGUUGAUUGUUUUUUUGAAAAGGACCAAGGAAAUUAUUAUUAUUAUUAUUAUUAUCGGAUAACACUUAGGUAGAUCUCAAUCUUUUCAGCCGGGGUGUUCUCUACAUCAGUCUCUCUGACUUUUUCCGCUUGCUGCGGGGAUGGGGGCCGCGCCGGGUUCGGGCUGGGAGGAGGGGGAGUUCGAGUUCAAGUUGGUUUUUGAGGAGGACCCGCCGCGCCAACUCCGGGGCCCAUCCCCGCUGCGUAACGCGGACCAGGAGCACACCAUCGCAGGGGAGAGGACGGAGAGCUCCCUUUCGCUCCCAGCGUUGAGCAAUACUGACAGCCACCUGGCUGCCACUCAUGUAGGCCAGCCAAUCGGCAUCCCUACCCCACCGUCUUCUUCAGCCAGUCAAAGGGCUGGGAUGCAUUCCCCGCCCCCCAGACGUGCCUUGGUGAGGGAGUUCAGCGGGACUUAUGAGAGUCUUCCAGCGCGAUCUGUACAAGUCUCAGAGUCCCGUGUGUUGGAGUGCCCUAGCAUCCAGAUCACCACUAUCUCCCCAGAGGAUGACACUGCCCCAGCAGGAAGUAACUACUGGGACACAGGAGGUGGCUGGGAGAGGGAGCGCCUCUACCUCCCCCUACUAGACCCGUUCUGCUACCGCGAGGGCGGCACCGGCACUGGGUCCCUGAGCCCAAGCCCUGCCUCCAGCCCCUCUUCUCGCGGCUGGCUCAGUCCUGCAUCCAGCUGUGAUUCACUGCUAGUGGAGGAGGAGGAUCUCAAUGAGGCCACUGCCCAUUUCUGCCUGUCGCCCUCCUCCCGGCCAACCUCCCCGGGGGGUAAGAAGCGCAGGAACUCCCCCCUGGCCUCCCCCUGCACCUCCCGCAGGAGCAGCUACUCUGAGGACCACUCCUGUAUCCAGGAGGGAGGAGACUCCAACUCUCAGUCACAGAGUCCCAACAGCAGCUUUGAGCUGAGCAUCCCACAGAAGACCAGGAAGACAUCACUGGAGCAGGUUUCCCCCAGGGAGGUGGAGCAAGAGCAGGCUCCAACCCAUAGCUCCCACUGCCCACUGCCAGAGCCGCUGCAGCAGAGGAGAGAGGCCCCCUCCAUGGGCAUGGACUACCUGUCUGUGCCCCCUGCUCUGGGCUGGGGUAGGACCAGAGCCAGCGCCCACAGCCCUCUGUUCAGAUCCAAUGCUCUGCCACCACUUGAUUGGCCUCUGCCAACUCAGUUUGACCAAUAUGAACUGCGUAUCGAGGUGCAGCCCCGCCCACACCACCGAGCCCACUACGAGACGGAGGGAAGCAGAGGAGCCGUCAAGGCAUCACCAGGGGGACAUCCAGUUGUUAAGCUGACUGGGUACACAGAGAGACAGCCGCUCUCUUUGCAGGUGUUUGUGGGAACAGCUGAUGACAGGUCCAUCCGGCCUCAUCCUUUCUAUCAGAUUCACAGGGUGACAGGAAAGAUGGUGGGCACUGCCAGUCAGGAGAGCGUCCAAGCUGGCACCAAAAUACUGGACAUCCCCCUCAACCCAGAUACCAACAUGACUGCGCUCAUUGACUGUGCUGGCAUUCUGAAGCUGAGGAACUCGGACAUCGAACUGAGGAAAGGAGAGACAGACGUAGGGAGGAAGAACACGCGUGUGCGCCUGGUGUUCCGUACCCACCUCCCCCUGGCCCCUCCCAUGGCCCCGCCUGGACGGGUGCUGGCCCUGCAGGUCGCCUCCCUUCCUAUAGAGUGCUCCCAGCGCUCUGCUCAGGAGCUGCCAGUGGUAGAGUCGGUCAGUCUUACAUCCUGCUCUGUGGAAGGAGGGGAGGAGCUACUGUUGGGUGGGUCUAACUUCCUGCCCAUGUCCAGAGUGCUUUUUAUGGAAAGAGGGACAGAUGGAAAGCUACAGUGGGAAGAGGAGGCACAUGUUGACCGUGACAACAGUAAUGAGUGCUUGCUGUGUGUGCGAGUUCCAGCCUACAGCGAACUCUCAGUGAGCCGCCCAGUAUCUGUGUGCCUUUACGUCUCCAAUGGGAAGAGGAAAAGGAGCAGCACUCACUGUUUCAAGUACCUCCCCGUCAUGUUUAAAGAGGAGGACCCUCUGCAGUCGCGUCCCUCUGCCUUGCCCCUGGAGGGGGUGACACUCUGCUCCAUGAGGGGGCCCAGCAGGGUGGACAGCGGUGUGCACCGGGGGAAUGAUCCCAUGCUUGAGGAGGGAGGGCUGGCCUUCCACCUUCCCCCCUACCCUUCAGCCUGCUCUCCCCCCUACCCCGGCCAGGGCUACCAGGAGUACUGCCACAAGCCGGAAGCUGUGGAGGAGAGCAGAGGCUCUCUGUCGGAGAGACACCCCAGCUUUGAGAAUUUGGAGCUGGGCUUCACUGAGCUACUGCCUCCCUUUUACUCCAGAGUCCCCCAGCCUCCCUCUCCCUCCCCCUCCCCAUGGCUGGACUCCCCAUACCUGUCCUCUUCCCCCUCUCCCUCCCAUUCCUCCUCUCUAAGUCCCUUCCCCUCCAGCAGCCCCAUC
Messenger RNA from Coregonus clupeaformis (lake whitefish), 2826 nucleotides. Its product is annotated as nuclear factor of activated T-cells, cytoplasmic 4-like. The annotation marks the transcript as partial. Gene Ontology annotation, biological process: calcineurin-NFAT signaling cascade; regulation of transcription by RNA polymerase II; cytokine production. NCBI's taxonomy places the organism in Eukaryota, Metazoa, Chordata, Actinopteri, Salmoniformes, Salmonidae. Gene Ontology annotation, molecular function: transcription factor binding; DNA-binding transcription factor activity, RNA polymerase II-specific; RNA polymerase II cis-regulatory region sequence-specific DNA binding. The record is from RefSeq and is a predicted model, not a curated record. Gene Ontology annotation, cellular component: transcription regulator complex. The transcript is spliced from 12 exons.